This is a messenger RNA of Python bivittatus (Burmese python), 4232 nucleotides long. Lineage: Eukaryota; Metazoa; Chordata; Lepidosauria; Squamata; Pythonidae. The record is from RefSeq and is a predicted model, not a curated record.
CAUUAAGCCAUGGCUGAAACACCCACUUCUUCUGGAAAGCACAAGCGUCUUCCCAUUCUCUCACCUUUCUAAGGCUUUGGUGCAGUCAGCCGUCAACAGCGGAGGAUGAAGCCUAGACUCCUGACUUUGUAUUUCUCUGCGGUCACUGUGCUGAUCCCAUGCCAUGGAUUCAGUGUGGAUACUGAACAUCCAGCCGUCUUCCGGGAAACAGUGAAGAGUUUUGGCUACAGUGUUGUGCAAUUUGGAAGCGGUGCAAAUGCCGGGGUGUUAGUAGGUGCUCCACUUCAGAGGGGGGAUGUGAACGAAACGGGGAAAGUCUACAAAUGCCAGGCGAUAUCAGGCAAAUCAGGCGGAUGCCAGGAGGUAGUUUUCCAAAGACCCACUGAUGCAGUCAACAUGUCUCUUGGUUUAUCUAUUUCGGCCCAUGAUUCUCAAGUGUUGGUGUGUGGGCCCAGAGUGCAUCAAACCUGUGGGGACUACAUAUAUCUCAAAGGUUACUGUUUCCUCUUGGACCAGAAUUUGAGGCAGACCCAACGCUUUCCUGAUCAGCUGCCAGAAUGUGCCAGACGUCCCGCUGACAUUGUUUUUCUGAUUGACGGUUCAGGAAGCAUAAGAAACUAUCAGUUCUCACAAAUGAAGACAUUUAUUUCUGAGGUCAUGAAGCGUUUCCAAAAUACAAAUACUCAGUUUGGCUUGUCCCAGUACUCAGGUACAUAUCAGGAACACUUUGGCUUGUCCCAGUACUCAGGUACAUAUCAGGAACACUUUGACUUUCUUCGUUUCAAAAAUACCAAGAAUUCCGAUGCUUUGAUUAGACCAAUCGAGCAGCUGCGUGGAGCUACGUUCACAGCUACCUAUAUCCAGAAAGUGGUGCGUGAAAUGUUUCUCCCAGAAAAAGGAUCCCGCAGUGGUGCAUCUAAAAUUCUCAUUGUGAUAACUGAUGGAGAGAAAUCAGGAGAUCUUCUAGAAUACGAUGAAGUGAUUCCAGAAGCAGAAAAUGCUAACAUCAUCCGUUUUGCUAUUGGGGUCGGGCAAGCUUUCUCAUCAGGAUCUGCAAAGCAGGAACUCAUUGAUAUUGCCUCAGCACCCCCUGUGGACCAUGUUUUCUCUGUGAACAACUUUGAUGCUCUCAAGGACAUCCAGAGCAAACUUCAGGAUAGAAUUUUUGCCAUAGAAGGUACUCAGUCCCAAAGCACUGGCAGCAUCUCUGACUCCUUCCGUUUAGAGAUGUCCCAGGAAGGGUUCAGUGCCUUACAGACCCCGGAUGGCUCCAUAUUGGGAGCAGUUGGAACCUAUGAUUGGUCUGGAGGGGUCUUCCUUUACAAGAGCCGUGGUGAUUCGACUUUUAUCAAUAUUUCCACCGCUGCUAAUGAUCUGAAAUCGUCUUAUCUUGGUUAUUCAAUUCAGGAAGUUCAAGUCAAUGGACGGAGAAGCUAUGUGGUGGGGGCCCCACGUUACCAACAUGCAGGCAAAGUUGCCUGGUUCAGCCAGGAGAAAGGGCAAUGGAAGCAAAAGUCAGAGCUGUCUUUAAAGCAGUCCCCCCAGAUUGGCUCGUAUUUUGGGGCUGCCCUGUGUGCUGUGGACUUGGACAGAGACAGCAACACUGACUUGGUCCUCAUUGGAGCACCGAUGUAUUAUGAUGGCACUGCAGGAGGAAGGGUCUAUGUUUGCCAAAGGCAGGGAGAAACAUUUUUCUGUGGCAAGGAAUUGCAAGGGGAGCCCCAUCACCCCUUGGGCCGCUUUGGAACCAGCAUAGCAGAGGCAGGGGAGAUAACUGGGGAUCAGUGGACGGAUGUAGCGGUUGGGGCACCAAUGGAGGAUGAGAAUCAAGGAGCUGUGUACAUCUUCAAGGGGAAGAGAAGAUCUGUCAACCAAGCGUUCAGCCAGCGCAUCAGAGCUUCUCUCCUUGCCACCAGGCUGCAGUACUUCGGCCAGGCUCUUGACGGGGGGUCAGAUCUUUCAGGAGAUGGGCUCCCCGAUGUGACUGCUGGGGCUGAGGGACAAGUGCUGCUCCUAAGAUCACGACCUGUGCUCAGGGUAGUGGCCAGAAUUACCUUUACCCCAUCUGUCAUCCCCAUCUCUGCCUUUGAGUGCCAAGGCCAGGAAGUGCUGAACAAAGAAAUCAGCCAGGCAACAGUCAACUUUGAAAUCCAGAGAGACCCACGGUUUACCUUAGGCACUGACAUUUCAAGCACCAUUCGGUAUACUUUGACUUUGGAUCCUGGUCGACAAAAAGUGCGAGCCGUUUUUGACCAAGGUUCGGGCUCGUCUACCAUCACAGAAGAGAUGAAGAUCGGUGUGAGACCAGACUCCAAGAACUACCGCAUAAAAUUACCGACUUGCAUAGAAGACAGCCUCACACCCAUAAUUCUCCAGGUGAAUUAUACCCUGAUAGGAGACCCCAUCCCCCGUGCCAACAACCUGCGACCCAUCCUACAGGAAGAUGAACCUAAUCGGCUUACGGCAUCACUGCCCUUUGAAAAGAAUUGCGGUCAAGAUGGAAUUUGUAGAGACCAAUUAAAAACAUCCUUCAAUUUCUCUGGCCUGAACGAGUUGGUAGUUGGCCUAACCCCUGAACUCAACGCUACUGUUUUCAUCCGGAAUGAUGGAGAAGAUUCUUACAGCACCAACCUGACUUUCUUCUAUCCAUCUUCACUGUCCUACCGCAGAUUUGUGCUAGUGCAGUCCAACAGAAGAUUUGUGGUCAUUAAAUGCCGCUCUGUUCCUGCUGCUGAGGAGGUCCCUGUGAGGAACACCACCUGUGACAUCAAUCAUCCCAUCUUCCGGAGCAUGGCCGAGGUGAUCUUCAUUGUUACCUUUUCUGUUUCUCAAGAUGCAAAUCUAGGAAGUGUGGUACAAAUCAAUGCCACAGCUGCCAGUGAAAAUGAUGUCACCAUCACAAAGGACAUGGUUCAUCAAGCGGAGCUGCCUGUCAAAUAUGCAAUCUAUGUUUUCAUCAAUGCUUUGGAUGAGUCAACUAAGUAUGUUAAUUUUUCUGCUGGCCAGGAAGAUGAAACUCGGGUUGUGGAACAUCGAUACAAGGUGAAGAACACGUAUCAUCGAAAAGUUCCUGUUGAAGUAACAUUUCAGUUUCCUACAUUGCUGAAUGAGAUGUGGAUUUGGAACGCAUCCUUGGUUGUCCCUUCAGAGUUUCCCCAGGUUAUUUGUACCCCUAGAAAAGAUACUCCAGGAUCCAAAGAGUUUGUGAAGCAGCUAAGCAAACAACCUGUUCUGGACUGCUCUGUAGCCACCUGUAAAACAAUCACUUGCAAUAUUCCAUCCUUGGAGCUCCAACAACCUAUUGAGUUCAAGAUCAAGGGGGACAUUGACUUCAAGUUGUUUUCCCAGAUCCAGCAGAAGAAAGUGACUUUAGUGAGCUCUGCCCAAAUUUCCUACGAUAAGAACAAAUACAAGCAGAAAGAGGGCUUUGUGCAGAACCAGGUGAAGACCACAGUGGAGUUCUUGGAGCCCUACAACUACCUGCCCAUCAUUAUUGGCAGCAGUGUGGGCGGCCUUGUCCUCUUUGUUCUAAUUGUUGCUGGUCUCUAUAAGCUUGGAUUCUUCAAAAGACAGUAUAAACAGAUGAUUGAUGAGGCAGGAGCAGGAGAAAACGAGGGAGCUGGAAAUCCACCAGACACCAGCACCCCUUCCGCUGCUACUAAAGGAUAACCAACUCCCUUAUCCAUACCUUUGCUACAGACUCUUCUUUUAGCAUUCUGACUGUUAGAUGGGUCGUCGUGCGCUGAAGAAGAGAGAACUGCUCCAGCAUGUACCUGAGAUGUUCAUUUCCUGUACAAAAGGAGCUUUAAUGGUAGUAAAUGGCAGGCUAGUAAACUCACCUAUUCCCAUGUUUGAUAUUUAUGGUCACAUUGAGAAACUUCAUCCAGCUGCAGGAUCCCAUUGGGAAUGGAAUGAAAUAUAGCAGGUCACAUUCUUUUGUAAGCAAGUGUUUUGUGGGGAAAUAUGCAUAUUGUGGAUAAGGUUCUGGUCCCUCUGUCCUGGUGAGGAGCAAAAUCAAGCUUAUGCUAAAGAAAGGAGAAAUGUUUCAUUCGUGUUUAAAUGCAGACUUAUCCAAUUAUUAAAACUUCACAGUUCUCUGAAUUUUGCAUGCAGUUUGCUAAUUAAAAUAUAUAAUAGAGAUAAGACUUUACGAAACACAUAUAUUCAGGGAAAUGCAAUAUAAUGCAAAGAGGUGCUAUAUCAUAGGCAAUUGUUUGCAAAAACUAGGUAUA